Erinaceus europaeus (western European hedgehog) is the source of this 4725-nucleotide messenger RNA. RefSeq names its product ring finger protein 149 (gene RNF149). Bases 16 to 1410 code for a protein of 464 amino acids. The transcript is spliced from 8 exons. Lineage: Eukaryota; Metazoa; Chordata; Mammalia; Eulipotyphla; Erinaceidae. The record is from RefSeq and is a predicted model, not a curated record.
GUUUCAAGCUGGCAAAUGGAACAAGGUGGGGGGGGGGGGCCCCGGCUGUACAAAGGGGCGCGGUCCACCACCGCCCCGCCCCGGGGUCUCCGCCAGGUGCGCGUGCGCCGCGCCCCGCCCUGCGCCGUGGCCCCGCCCUCCGCCUGGCCUUCGUGGGCUGCCGGAAGUCUGGCACUCGCCGGCCUUCGUCAUCCGCGUGGCGCCGCGGCCAUGGCGAGGUGGGGGCGGCGAGCGGCCGAGCCCGGCGGCGACUUCCACGGAGCCCUGGGGCUGCUGCUGCUGCUGGCCCUGUGCGCCCCCGGGGCUGGGAGCCAGGCGCUCGAGUGGUACUCGGCCGUGGUGACCACUGAGUACGUGGACCCGCGGACCAACAGGACGGUGUGGAGCGUCUCGGAGAGCGGCCGCUUCGGCGACAGCUCGCCCAGAAAGAGCGCGCACGGGCUGGUGGGCGUCCCGCCGGCGAGCGACCCGGAGGGCUGCGCGCCCAACACGCCCUUCGAGCGCCCGACGCGCGGCGCCGCGGCCUGGGUCGCACUGGUGGCGCGCGGGGGCUGCACCUUCAAGGAGAAGGUGCUGGCGGCGGCGCGGAGCAACGCGUCGGCUGUGGUGCUGUACAACGAGGAGCGCUACGGGAACCUCACGGCGCCCAUGUCCCACGCGGGAACAGGGGAUAUAGUGGUCAUUAUGAUUAGCUACCCAAAAGGAAGAGAAAUUUUGGAACUGGUACAAAAAGGAACUGCAGUCAAAAUGACAAUAGAUGUUGGCACCCGCCACAUGAAAGAACUCAUCAGUGGUCAGUCUGUGGUAUUUGUGGCCAUCGCCUUCAUCACCAUGAUGAUUAUCUCAUUAGCCUGGCUAAUAUUUUACUAUAUUCAGCGUUUUCUGUAUACUGGCUCACAGUUUGGAAGUCAGAGCCAUAGAAAAGAAACCAAGAAAAUUAUUGGCCAGCUUUCACUUCAUACUGUAAAGCUUGGAGAAAAGGGAAUUGAUGUUGACGCUGAAAAUUGUGCUGUGUGUAUUGAAAAUUUUAAAGUCAAGGAUGUUAUCAGAAUUCUGCCAUGCAAGCAUAUUUUUCAUAGAAUAUGCAUUGACCCAUGGCUUUUGGAUCACCGCACUUGUCCAAUGUGUAAACUUGAUGUCAUCAAAGCCCUGGGAUAUUGGGGAGGAGAGCAUGAGGAUGUGCGGGAUAUGCCCACUACAGAACCUCCCCUGGACAGUGUCCCGUCUGCUGAUUUGAGCAUUACAUUACAAGAUGAUGACAGAAGUGAAGGAAGCAAUUUACCAUCAUCAUCUUCCACCAGUGAAACUCUGUCACAGUGUGAUGCCAGUUUUAAAGAAGAUGCAGGUGAAAAUACAGCCUUACUAGAAAUAGGCAGGAACGACCUUCAGCGUGGAACACCAAUCUCCUAGCUGAUGUCCCAAUCUCAGCAUCAUGGUCAGAACUUUGGCUUGAAUUAAAGGUUUUUUUUCUUUUUUAAAGGCAGUUUGUAUAUUUGAAAAUGAUGUACAUUUUUUUACCUUUCAGGUUCUGAGUUGUUAUACAAAGACUAAGAUAUUUUAGAUACAUUUUGAUUGGUCUUUAAAUAUCUAUCUACUAAAGCAUAUUGUUUACUAAUAAGCAUUGUGUUGUUUCAGACCACUGGGAGAGGCACUCUGUUAUAGUGUAAAAUCACACUUUUGAACAUUAAACUUGUAAAUGACAAGAGAGAAAUUUAGUUUUAUUAGACAUCCUACUAUAUAUAGAAUUCAAAACCUGGGAACAUCUUUCAUUGUCUAUUUAUUAAGCACUAGAUAACUUUAGAAUUUUUCCCUUUUAUUUUUAUCCCCCACCCUCUACCACCACACCCGUCCUACCCCCAGUUUAAGCAGAGCACUACUCAGCUCUUAUUUAUGGUGGUGCCAGGGAUUUAAACUAAGACCUUGGAAGCCAUCUCCCGAGCCUGUUCUCCGCCCCCCUUUUUUAAUCACCACCAGGAAAGGAGAGAAGGAAGGAGACACAGAAAUAAGAGAGAUCAUAGUACCACUUAGCCAUCCUUGGAGUGCCGUAAGUGUUAUGGUUCAAAGCCAGGCCCUUAUAUAUAAGGCACAUGCUACCUGGUAAGCAAUCUCCUGAGUCUUACUACAUAAUUUCUCAUUUUUUCUAAAAUAAGAAAACCGAGAUUUUUAUAUUGCACAUGAGCAUUAAGUUCUUCAUUGCCUUGUCAAGGAAAUCCAUCAGGUGUACUUUUUAAAAAAAAAAAAAAUUAUUUAUUCCUUUUUGUUGCCCUUGUUGUAGGUUUUAUUGUUCUUAUUGAUGUCGUCAUUGUUGGAUAGGACAGGGAGAAAUGGAGAGAGGAGGGGAAGCCAGAGAGAGGGAGAGAAAGACACCUGCAGACCUGCUUUACUGCUCGUAAAAUGACCCCCCUGCAGGUGGGGAGCUGGGGGCUAGAUCCAGAAUUUUUUUUUUUUUUUAAUUUAUGAAUGAGAAAGGUAGGACAAGAGAAAGAACCAGACAUCACCCUGGUACAUGUACUGUUGGGGAUCAAACUCAGGGCCUUAUGCUUAAGAAUCCAAUGCUUUAUUUUAUCCACUGUUCCACCUCCCAGACCACUACUUUUUUUUUCCUUUACAAAUGAUGUGCAUACUAGUCUCAACUAUUUAUCCACAGUUAAAAGGGAGAUAGGUGAAUAUAUGAUCUUCUGUUGUAAAAAAACAAGUUUUCUUGAUUAACUUAAAAGCAGAUUUUCUUAUCCGCCUAUCCUUAGACCAGGGAGUAGGCUAUCGAAAUCUAAGUCUGUAGCUGACUGCUCUUUCAUCAAGUUUUAAGAAGUGAAAGACACCUGCUCUCUCUCUUAAGAGGUAGAUGUUGAGGAAGAUGGAGCAUUAUUUUUAGAAAUUGAAAUUGUAGCCCUUUGUUAUUCCUAAUUACUGUGUAUAUGUUUACUUUGUGGGUAAAAAUAAAUGCUUAUUGAGAAAAAUGUAAUUUUCAAAGUUUUUUUGUGUCAUGCCAGGAAACAAACCCAUGUUCUCUCACAUGCACUCUGCCACUGAGCCACAUUCCUGGCCCAGUUUUUAAUAUUUUUUAUGAAAAGGAGGGAGAGGUAGAAAAGGAGACACUAAACACCACCCCACCAUCUAUGGAGAACCACUUGUCUCUGUCCUUGCUGCCUGCUUGCAAUACUGGGGGCUGAAUCCAAUGCCUCACAUGUGGAAGGCAUAAGCUCUACGUACUGAUGAGUCACUUUGCCAACUCCCAAGUUUUUUGUUCCUUGGUUCUCAUAGAACUAAAAUUCAGUGGCGCAAAGCACAAGGACCAGCAUAAGGAUCCCGGUUCGAGCCCCUGGCUCCCCACCUGCAGGGGAAGUUGCUUCGCAAUCGGUGAAGCAGGUCUGCAGGUGUCUUAUCUUUCUCUCCCCAUUUUCCCCUCUCUCCAUUUCUCUCUGUCCUAUCCAACAACAAUGACAUCAACAACAACAACAACGAUAACUACAACAAUAAAACAAGGGCAACAAACUAAAAUUCAGGGACUGAUCAUGAUAGUUUUUUUUUUUAAUAUUUAUUUUUAUUUAUUCCCUUUUGUUGCCCUUGUUGUUUUAUUGUUGUAGUUAUUAUUGUUGUCAUUGUUAUUGGAUAGGACAGAGAAAUGGAGAGGGGAUGGGGAAGACAGAGAGAGGGAGAGAAAGAUAGACACCUGCAGACCUGUUUCACCACUUGUGAAGCGACACCCCUGCAAGUGGGGAGCCAGGGCUUGAACUAGGAUCCUUAUGCGGGUCCUUGUGCUUAGUGCCACCUGCGCUUAACCCGCUGCACUACAGCCCGACUCCCAAUAGUUUUAAAUAAUUACAGAUAUAUAUGUAAUUUAGUUAGUAACAAAUAGAACUUUGUUUCAGGAGGGGGUAGAUAGCAUAAUGGUUAUGCAAAAGAGACUCUCAUGCCUGAGGCUCCAAAGUCCCAGGUUCAAUCCCCCCGCACCAACAUAAGGCAGAUCUGAGCAGUGUUCUGGUAAAUAAAAUUUAAAAAUAAUUAAAAAAUAGAACUUUGCUUCAAAGAUUUGAGAACAGCACAGUUGUAAAUCAAACAGGAACUGUCUCAUUUCUGGAAGCGUAAGUUUUUAACAGCAGAAAGAACAAAUUAGCAUAAAAUAGAAAAUACUUGAGUGCUUCGCAAAUUUUCUUUGAUAGACAGUAUUUUAUAUGGCCGUAAAAUUGAUAAAAGUAAAAUACUACCACAGUUUUGCUGAGGCAAAGAUAAUUUAAAAUGCUGGAAUACAAGUAAUACAAAUGAGUAAUGAGGGGUAGUUUAAGGGUAGUUUUAUUAUUUAUAUCAGCAAUUUUUCUUCUAACAACUAUUAUAAAAGCUAUUUGUUCAGCAGUGUAGAAACAGUAUUUAACUUUGAGAGUCACGUGAAAAGGCUGUGUGUCCAGUAACGUGAAGUGCUGUACUCCACUCCUGCCUGUGUGCUGCUGCUUCUGGGGCUUCCAGUCAGAAAAACAGGAUGGUCUAGAGGAAAGGCGCAAAAACACAGCAACCCAUGACAGGCUAUAAGAAGAUACUGAUGGUUAACAACUGGAACUAGCAAUAGAAGUCCAGGGAUUACAUUUAAAUGUUGAUUGCUAAUAUGAGUCCAGGAUUAGUUUACUUCAGGUAAAUUGUCUUGUUUUCUAAAACAUAUAUGUAAUGAAAAACCUGUUUGUUUUAUGAAUAUAAUCUUAAUUCGGGCUUUAAUAAAAUGUUCUCUAACUGCAA